Messenger RNA from Ictidomys tridecemlineatus (thirteen-lined ground squirrel), 1566 nucleotides. It is a transcript of the gene C15H19orf85, whose product is annotated as chromosome 15 C19orf85 homolog. The record is from RefSeq and is a predicted model, not a curated record. Lineage: Eukaryota; Metazoa; Chordata; Mammalia; Rodentia; Sciuridae.
UGACUCCAAUUAAGGGUCCUCAACACUAAGCGCUGAGGUUGACUUGCUCCUGGCCUGGCCUCCUUAACAAGGCCUUUGUCCCCUUAAUUGGCUAUCUCCGGGCUCUUUUCUCGGUCCCCUCACCUACCAGCCCUGUCCUAUAUCCCAGGUCCAACUAUGUGCUAAUUGGGCACCUGGGGGGUACACAGGAAGCUCCUUGGCUCCCAGCCAUUUGCCUUCCUACAGCCGACCUUCACCCAUGCGUCCCUCAAGCCUCAGGCCCAGCUCCGGGAAGUAGGGACCAUGUUAGGGAUCAGAGGGGGCCCUUACCUUUGCUCCCAGGGUUGACCCCAACCUCAGAGCUGCCCUGCCCUGGAGUCCCUGGCCCCUCAUAGAUUUGGGGAGGGCUUUCCAAUUAGCACUAUCUGGGGAGUGACUUCAGAGUGCCCUGGCCAUGCACCCUGGGGUCCCUGCGGCACUGGGGCUCUCUGAGCCUGGUCCCCGAGAGCUGUGUGCUUUUGUGAGUGGGGCAGCGGCCCACAUGCUGCGGGCCCUGCAGCCCAGGCGCACCCAGCCACGCAAGAGGAGGCCCAACCACAGGAGGUUCCUGCACAACCAGAUCUGCAGGCAAUUCGCCAAGAUUGAGGCUGCCACCCAGAGCCUGGCCCUAUCCAUCCUGUCCCAGGAGGCAACCCCCCAGAGAAAGCCAGCCAGAAGGCCACCCUUGCCGCCUCCAUCUCCCUUCCUGGGGGUGGCUUGUGCUAUGGUCCCCAGGGAGGCACCCCAUACCAGCGCCACCCUGAGCCUUGCUGCCCUAGAGGCCUCCACCCUUGACCUCUUCGAUGACAUCGCACUCACCCCAGACUGUUCUUCAGUGCCAUGUGAUCUGUCCUCACAGCCUCCGACUGCUGAUACUCCCCAGCUGGCGUGGGAUCUGUCCUGUCAUGCUCCGGGCCAGGGAGACCUGAGGCAGCAGGACAUGAUGCUGGCACCACAUUGCUCAGAUUCUCUGCCUCUUACACAGCAUGCCCAACGGGGAGAGUCUGAGACUGGGCAUCUGGACUGGAGCUGGGUGGACAGGUGGGAAGUGCCUAGUACCUGGCAUUCUCAGGGGAUCCGCCAAGACUGGGGGACCCCAUGAUUAUCAACUGCAAUGCAGCCCAGGGCCCAGGACAAAGCAGAGACCUCACCCAGAAGUCCCCUGACCUGUCCUCCACUCCUUUCCUGACAGACCCUGAGAAAAGAAGCCAAGCCCAGACUGCUGCCUCGCGCCAGUCUCAGGGGCCUCGCCAGGCCCAGGGCCCCACCUCUGCCCCUUGGGGGCUCACUCUGGGUUGCCUUCUCCCCUCUUUCUUCCCAGCCCCAUCUUGGCAUCUGUUGCUCCCUCUCACCUGGCUCAUCUCUGCCUAAUGUCUAGGCUCCUCGCAAUUAUUCCCAAGAUCUACUGAGCGCCUACCGUGGGCCAGGCCAGAUGGAGGUGUGGAGGUGCAGCAGAGGAUACCCUGCCCUCCGGGCGCUCUCAUUUGUGUUUGUGUGUGUGCAGGAGCCAACAAUAAACGAGUACCCACACGGGUCUUCAAACACCAA